CCGUUUCAGAACAACUUUCUUUUACUCACAUGUGUCAGAUGUUGGGUCAUAGAUUGGAUCUUAGUUGCGUGAAUAUUUGUCUAGAAAUGGAAUCGCUCUACACAAUGUAGGAGAGGAGAAGUUGACUGUAACUGCACCCAAGCCAGUUGGCCAGGGGAUCAUGGAGCCUAGGGAUGACCUAUCUACCAGAGACCCUUGAGAUCUAAUGUCCAUCCAAGGGGCACUGCCAUCGUCAUCAACCCCCAUACUCAACUGCACAUUACUGGGGGGGUUAUUACAAAGUGAUGUCAUGGAGAAGGGUGAUGGAAAUUCAGAAAAUCCAAAAGACCUUUUCCCCACGCUGGAGAAAUGUGGGAAAAAUCAGAGAAGCCCACGGUGUCCAGCCUUCAACUCAUCUCUCACAUGGGACUCAGACUCUGAAAAAGAAGCCUUGGACGAGGAAGAGCUUCAGCACUUUUCUAACCCUCAUGGUCUGGCUGCUCACAGCCCUGGAAGUCCCACCUCUAGACACACACAAGACAGACUUGACAUUGAUCGCUGCCAAGAACCUGAGGAAUCCAAGCACUUAUUUCUUGAGAAGAUCACACCUGGACCCAUGGAGAUGGAAAAUCAAGGAGAUGAUAUUUCAUACAGGGAGCUAACAACUACAGACUCCAGCUCACAGAAACUAAAACAAGACAAAGUGACCCAUUUGCCAGAUAUUGCACCAAAAGAGACAUGCCAAAAAGAAGAGCAGGAUGACCUGAAAGUGCAUAAUCACAGGGGCAAGGAAAAGACGAAUACCAAAGAGCCAGAUGUAUAUACCUUCCCAGCUGACUCUGAGCCUGAGAGCCCACCCCCUGGGCCUUGGGCACACUGCACCUUCAUCCAAUGCAGAAGGAAAAAGAGGGCCAUACUGAGGCCUUUCUCUGGACUGGGCACCUGGCAACGCCCAACAGGUGGCGGCAGAAGGGGCAGGGGCAAACCCUCAGGAGCAAAGAAGCAUAGGAAAACCACAGAUGAUGAGGGAAGGAUGUCUGGAUUUAAAGAUGAACAGGAAGAGAAGGUAAAGGAAAGGCAAAGGUCUGUAGUAGACCACCAACUGGAUGGAGACCUAUGCCAAGAGAUUUUCACAUGUGUAGAAUGUAGCAUCUACUUCAAAAAACAAGCCCAUCUACGUGAACAUAUGCGGGAGCAUGGCCAAGGCAGUAGACCAGCAAAGAAAUGUGGCGAACAGCUUCCUAAAAGUGGGUUUGAAUGUCUAGAGUGUGGUCAAGAGUUUGUAGAUCGGUUGCUUUUGCUAGAUCAUCACAGAUGCCAUGAGGAGUCAAGGCGGAAAAUCCUGGAGGAAAUUGGAAAACUAAAUGAGGGAGAAAAGGGAGCAGCAGAGCUAGCCAGUUGUAGUAAAGAAUUAGAGCCAGUUAUCAAAGAGUCAGCAGAAGUCAGUUGUGGCCAGUUUAUGUGUCUUAAGUGCAACUUCAUCUCGGAUGUGCCUCAAGAGUUUGCAGAACAUGCCAAGACACACAGAACUCGAACAAGGUCUGGCGUCUCUCGAACUUCACCUCGUAUUCAACAGAAGUCCUCCAAAAAAGGACAAGGUUCCACUGCAGAUGUUCCAUCAACUUUUUUCACUUCACCUUUGAACAAGAGGUACCCCAUCCGAGCAUCCAAAAAAACUAAAGAAACACAGCCUGAUGUUGGCCCUUCACAGGUGGACUCUAGUUCAGGCAUAAAUCAAAAUCCCCUUACCUGUGCAGCCCCAGCAGAUGCCAUAGAUCAGCCUGAAAAAGCAACCCUGCAAGCAGAUACAGUCCCAGUGGAGGAGUCAAGCCAAACAGGAGAGCCCAAGACAACUGUGGCCAAUCCCGUGGAAGAGAAUGUCUUACAACCUCAGUGUCUCAUGUCACUACCUCCAAAUCAAAGGGCUGGUCCACGGCUUAGGGAUUUGGCAUUUAAAAGCAUUGGAAAGAAACACAAAGUAAGGGUUGCAAGGUAUAAAUUGAGGCGUACAAGAGCAAACCCAAGACUAGAUCUUAAGUCCACCCAGACUCACAGUGUGAAAAAACAGACUGAAGAGAAGACCCACAGAGAAGGCACUCCAAUACAAGAACAAGAGCAUGAGCUGAAACAGGGGUCCAGAACAGGAAAGAAGCCACCUGUCAUUGCUCUGGAUCCUAAAGCCGCCUCCUCCUCACCAAAAAAGACCAGCAAAAAGCUUGAAGCAGAGGAGGAAGAUCCCAAACUUGAAAAAGACAAAUCUGAUAGCAAGGGCAAGUGUGGGGAAGGAACACCUGUUGCUGCAUCAGUAGAGGACGAUGAUGAAGGAGAAGAAGAUGAGGAAGAUGUUGUUAAUCGUAUUAUUGGUGCAUUAACUGAGGAAGAUGAAGAUGAUAAUGAUAUCGAGGGAUUGUUUAAAAGCAUUGAAAGAAAAUGCCCUUAUUGCCAGGAUCGAUUCCAUAAUGGCAUCGGACUUGCUAAUCAUGUUAGAGGUCACCUGAACAGAGUAGGUGUCAGUUACAAUGUCAGGCACUUCAUCUCACCAGAAGAGGUCAAUGCCAUUGAGAAGAAAUUCUCCUACCAAAAGAAAAAGAAAAAAGUCGCCAACUUUGACCCGUCAACCUUCAGUGUAAUGAGAUGUGAGUUGUGCAGUGCUGGUUUUGACACCAGGGCUGGUCUCUCCAGUCAUGCUCGUGCCCAUCUCCGAGACUUUGGCAUCACAAAUUGGGAAGUCACAGUUUCCCCCAUUAAUGUUCUCCGGGAGCUCUUUGCCAAGCAUCCAGAUCUUGUUCUACCAACUGUUUCCUCUAAUCCUGACCUGUUAAGUGAAGAGCAAAACUCUGAUGAAGAUCAGGACAUGGAGAAGGAAGAAAAGGAUGAGGAGGACAUGACCACAAAACCUGCCACUUUUUGUUCUGAUUCUCCAAAACCACACUUGAAGGACAGACACAACAUCAGCAAACUGGAGGGUAAGGAGGAGGAUGAGGCUGAGGAAGAGGAGGCGGCCAGGUUGCCACUUACAAAAAAGUUGGGAACAAGUCCCAGAGAGAAGACUUUGUUCUCCCUGCAGGAACACAGUCCUGAAUCCAAAGAGACAGACUCUUUGGGGUCCAACCUAUUGAAAUGUGAGAUUUGUGGAACUUCCUUUGAGACACGUCGUGGUUUGUCUAGCCACGCCCGCUCUCACCUACGGCAGCUGGGUAUCGGUACGUCGGAGAACAGUGGAGCACCCAUUGACCUCCUCUACCAGAUCACUAAGGAACGUGCCAUGGAUGCCCAUUUCACAGGCACCUCCCCAUCUGUGGCAUCACCUAAGAAGCUCCUGCACCAUUCCCCUCCUAUUUCCAUGCCCAGCCCUGAAAAAGAUAUGGAAACCGAAGAGGGACUGCUUGACACCAAACCAACUGUCCCAUACUCAGUUGCGGGUUCAGCUAUUAAAGUUUCCUCUUCACCAGCUACUCCCUCUGUAACUGGCUCAUUGCCGUCCUCUCCAUUUGUAAAGUCUCGGUCUCCAUCCCCAGUGCUGAGAAAGGCUCCCAUCUCUUCCCUGCUCCCUGUGUCUUCCCCACUGCGAUCCCAGGAACAUAAGACUUUGGGAAAGAACCAGGCUGCAAACCUCUCCAGUCCCACCAAACCGUUCUGGGCACCGCAAGAGACGGAUGCGCCAUUGAACCUUACAAUGGACAUGGACUCUAAAGACAUUAUUUGCCAGAUGUGUGGUGCGUGGUUCGAAACAAGAAAAGGCCUCUCAAGUCAUGCUCGAGCCCAUUUGCGCCAUUUUGGGAUCGAGUACUCUGAAUCCAAGGGCUCACCCAUUGACUUACUCAACCAGUUCAUCUUGACCGAUGACUUUAAGCAUAAAGCUAAUUUAUUUCUCUCUGAUGGUCCUGAAGACUUGAGGCCCCCAAAGACCAGCAAGGCUUCCCUCUUGCCCUCCACUUCCACCUCUUCCUCUAAGAGGCCUCCUCCCUCUAGUCCUAUCCUAUAUAAAACAGCUCCAUUAACGUCCUCCAUUGGGUCCAAAGCUACCUCGCCUUCUAUCCACACCCUGUUGGGCCCACCAACAAAGAAGUUGAAACCCUCCUCUUUGCAGGUUCUUCGUUUUAGUGGUGGUGAAGUGCUGCCCUUCCCUAUAGAGCCGACAAAAGAGGUGAAUUGUGAUUUCUGUGGAGAACUUUUUGAGAAUCGCAAAGGCCUCUCCAGUCAUGCCCGUUCACAUCUGCGUCAGCUUGGUAUCACCGAAUGGUCUGUGAAUGGCUCGCCUAUUGACACACUACGAGAGAUUAUAGUCCGUCGAGGCCUACCAUCCAUUGUGCCGUUAAAGCCUCACAAAUCCCCUUCUUCUUCUCCGGGCCCAGCACUGCCUCGGUCUACACACAAGUCACCUUCUCCACCAAAGAAUGUUCUUGUCCACCUGCCUUUCCAUUUCCCCCAAUCACCAAGCCAAGAUCAGCCUACUAACAGGAAAAUGUCUCCUUCGACAUCUACCGCCAGUUCUUCCCCAACAGUGGAAAUGGUUAAACCAAAACCAGAGCCUGAAAUUGUAGAAGUUACCAUGAAAGGGUCAGAAAUGGGAGUGAGUGCAAGUUACAGCCCAGAGCCACUUCAUCCCAGUUUGAGCAGUUCAGAUAAUGUUUUUCCAGUCAACUUAGUCAUGACUCAAGAGAAGAACCCUUCCCGUGAUAUCCGAUGUGAAUUCUGUGGUGAAUUCUUUGAAAACCGCAAAGGCCUAUCGAGCCACGCCCGUUCACACUUGAGGCAUAUGGGCAUCACGGAGUGGUCUGUUAACGGCUCACCCAUUGACACUCUGUGGGAAGUCAUGAGGAGGCAGGGCACCACCCCUUCAUCUGCUGCCAUGGGUAUAAAGGAGGAACCGGAUGGUAGACCAUCACUGAACAGUCCUGGCUAUCAGUCCAAUGUACUUUACCGCAAGUCACCCCUUAACCUGCUCCACUCUGGCUCACGUCUCCAUAAGCAUGGGCUUGGAAGCGUGGGCUUGUCCCACACCUCACCUGUGGGAAAGUUUUUUGGGGUGGUUCCACUGAAGAACAAGGUGCUGGUUGAGGAUGGACAGCCAAGAGAGAAGUCACUGCUUGUCCAGUCUAAAACCUUCUCGCCUCCCCCACAGGACUUUUCCUUUAAGGGGAAAGUCUCCACAGAGAAGCAAGGGGUAGGCCACAUGGAUGCCAGCUGCGAACUCUGUGGAUUCUACUUUGAGAACCGGAAGGCAUUGGCCAGUCAUGCCCGAGCACAUCUCCGACAGUUUGGUGUAACAGAGUGGUGUGUAAAUGGUUCACCCAUUGAGACGCUGAGUGCCUGGAUCCGUAGCCGCCCACAGAAGGCAGCAGAGAUGCAGCAAAGUUAUGCGCAAGGAGGUCGCUACAACCAGAAGAAGAGGUGCAGUUCCUCUUUUUCACCGUCCCAUGAGUCUGACCCUACAACCCCUGUUACCCACAAGACUCCAGUGGCCAAGUGGGCAUCUCUCACAUUGCCUCAAAAGAGGGCAAUCGGACGGGAUGUCAACAGCUGUUCCUUGGGGUUGUCUUCACAGGCAACAGAGGCCAGAAAUAGUAGUGGAAGUUCGACUCAACAUGGCCUUGUUUCACAGACUGGCAGUCAUCAUUCCAAUAACACACUUCCACAUGUGCAGGUGGCCCAUAGUGAACUCAACGUGCGUUUGCCACGAGUAUUUGAGAGACGGCCACUUAAACACCCUUCAAAUCAUCCACAUGCUGCGGGAGGGGAGAGAGAGAGUGGCCCUCCAAAACCUCGCUCCAGUACAGUUCCUGCCCUUGUGCCAAAGCCCCCCUCCACCCCACUGGUUAGUCUUGUGGGUAAAAUUUACUCACUCAAGUGCCGGUUUUGUGACGUGGAGUUUCACGGCCCUCUCUCAGUACAGGAAGAUUGGAUCAGACACCUGCAGCAGCACAUCCUUAAUCUCAACUAUAACAAGACUGCACCACCUGCAAAUGAUACUCGUGCCCAAUGUGACACCCCUAUUCCCAAACCCCCAUCCUCAGCUGCUACCUCCACUACAACCACAGCUACUGCCACAACCCUGUCCACAUCCUCCCCAAAAGCCCCAACCACACCUACUCCAAUCCAAGUCUCCACAGCUCCCCCUGUGGCCAGCUCAAGGCUAUCAGCAAAGCCACAUCCUUCUCCUGCUAACUAGGCCAUGUCGACGCACCCACAUAUGAGACUUCAUAUUCUCCAUUAAUUACAUUCCUUGUCCUCUAUUUUGUGUCUGUGCAGACUGUUACCCAUCUUUGAAUAUCUCUGUCUCUGAUCAAAGGGAGACAUUUUUUGAAAAUCUCUGCUAACGACCCACUUACGAGUGACCUACAUCACAAGCAUCUGUUUUGAGAGAUUCAGGCUUGAGGUAGGUCUGUUGCCAUGACAGUUCUCAGCUCACUUUUGGCUCUUAAAGGUGCAGUGUUUAAUUUCUGUGCCACUAAUUUAGGCACCAAACGGAACUGCAAUCUGUUUGAGCAGCCCAGGAUAGCAACAUUGGCUCAACCAAUGGUGUGAGUUUGGGACGGGACCAGGGGAGUCUGGUUUUUGGCUGGUUAGCUUUGGCAGUUAGCCCCUGCUGGUAGAUUAGACCUGCCGCUAUAUUAUUAUAUGGAAAAAGGCAUGUUUCUCCAUUGAUGGCCAUUCAAAUUUAGCUGUCCGAGAUGUAAUAUCCACUGUGUGGCGCAAAAAACUAGAUUUUCUCCCAAACAGAUGAGAUUUUUGUAAGGUAAAUGCUCUAAAGAGUUUUAAAUCAACAAAACCUAACUUCCUACCCUAAACCUAAACCUAACCGAUAGUGUCAGAAAAAGCAAAUGUGAUAUGAAAAAUUUAAUUCCUGAAGCAACCACGUCAUUUUUUGGUGCUUCUAUGACACUUUUGGCUCAAGUGUCGAGUUACGUAUUCUUCAGGACUUUUCAGUACCUCUGUCCUUUGCAUCACAAACGCAACGCUCUAUCAGUUGAGCUACCGUGCAAUUUGAUUGUGCAUGAACAAGUGUGUAAAUGUAGUUAGUUAUGUAAUGCAAAUGUUAAAAUGUAAGUCAUACGCUAUAGGAAAAGUAUUUAGAUAAGAUAACAGUUUGUGAGAAAAAGAGCUUAAAGUAGAUGUUCAUGAACUCAUAAUCUGCCUUUUUGCUCAUGAUUAGUGUAAAAGGGAAUAAAAGUCAUUGUUGUUUUAGCACCUCUAGUAUUCAUUUCAUCAGGAAACUGCAGAGAUGCAACAAGCCACGUAAAAAAUAAUUUUGCAAAUAUGUAAAAAAUGUUGAUAUAGUAAAGUGAUUCUAUGAGACCAGGUUGCAAAUUCCAUUUUUCAGCAGUGACCAAACAAUGGCAGAUGGGGGAAGUGUUGGAAAUUGGCAUGAAAACAGUCAUUAUUUUUGCAAAACUGUUUGGUGCCCCUAGUGGUGCAGAAAUUAUACUGCAACUUUACAAAUAUAAAAAGACCAAGGAAAACGCCACAGUAUAAUGCAACUUUUUCAUGCGUUUAAUGGUGUUUCAUUUAUUUUUAAUGGUAGAAGAAGGAUGAGUAUGUUGUAACUUAAUUUCAGUAAGCUAUCUGGCCCAAGUGCAUAAUAUUUGUUAUUGUUUAAGAAGCACUCUUAAAGGUGCACGCAGUAACGUUUUGUUUGUCAUCUUGGACUUACAGUGACACCUAGUGGUGUGGAUGCAGCAUCAAUAAAAAUCAGUAGUUUUCAGUUACAGAUGCCAUUGUAGAAAUUCACUAUUCACAAUCAGUCAUGAUUAAUUUAAUCCAAGAGUGAAAGUGUCAAAUAACAAGACGGUCAUCUCCAUUGAGCGAGUAGUAUUCAGCUGGUCAUGUGAUUUUAAAAUGGCAGCCCCCCCAUAAGGGCGCCUCUGCUACAUGUAGAAUAAAACAGAUUUUAUGAGGUUACUGAAAUGACUAAAGUCCUCAUCUCAUGUGAGUGCUCAUGAUUUUAUACAUAUGUUUCAAAAUUACAAUUCAUUUAUUUAGGAGUAAAACGUUUUUACUGGGGGAAAAAUUACUGAGUGCACCUUUAACAUAAGUAAAGCCCUCUAGCCUACCAAAUGUAUUGUUAAAUCUUGUACAAAUUGAAGAAUUACAAUCAAAAUGUACAAACAUAAAGUUAUAUUCUAUCAUAAUCCCAGAACUUGAAAUGUUUUCACGACAAAGCACUUAAAUGAAAGGCCUGGACCCAUUAAAAAAAGUGUAUCUGUGUCUAGCAUUGACAAAUUCACAGUUUCUAACUCAUUUUAACUUACAGUUAAGUCCAAGCUUGCACUGCCAUGCAGCCAUCAAAAAAAUGGAAACUUUGCUUUUAAGCAAAAUGAUCAAGUUGAUACCAGACCUCAUAUAAUAGAUGGCUUUCAUGUCAAAGCAGGAUUUCCAAGGCCCAUUGGUCUCUGUCAAUGUCCCCACUGCAAACAAGGCAUGCAUAUUUUACAGUCUAUGAUUCAAUCUUGCCACCUAGAGUAGAUGAUUAAAUUUGUCUGGAACCAAUUGCUGCUAAGUAUUUAAAUAAGCUAAGCACACGUAGUUAUACAGUAUAUAUUGUUUUAGCACAUGACCAACAUUUGUACUAAAUGAGCAUGAGAAAUUCCAUCAUGUCUACCAAUUGUACUCUAAACAUAUAGAUUUAUGCCUUCGUUGCUGUUUCAUUUGGCACAUUAUUUUAUAGCACGUUUGCACAAGCUAGGUCUUAUGCAAAGCAGGUUAUGCAUAAUGCUUUAAUGAAUCUGAUUCUAGAUUGCUCCAUUUUCACAGCAGCUUUCUGCGUUUUUUUGCUUUCUUUCACUUGUUAAUUCUGUGCUUGGCAAUCGAAAAGAUACAGCUGAACACAGCUGUGUAAAAAUCUCCUAGUUUCAUUUUAAAUGCUAAUGAAGCUUUCUGAGAAAUUGCCUUGGAACAAGGCCAUUUCUGCUAUUUGUAAAAUACAUUUAGAAGUAUUUUAGGCUUAUAAAAGUGCAAGCUUUUUUUAUUUUUUAUUGCAGAUUUACUAAGAUCCCAAAUGAACUUAUGGUUCAUUUGAAUGUUGAAUAAACUAAACUAUUUGGCUAAACUACAUCAAAUGUUUCUCAAGAGUAAAAAUGUACAGUUGAUGCACUUUUAUCUGCAACGAAUUAGGAAGUGUUUGUGUGUUUGAACCCAAAGUGUAUAUGCUGUAUACAUGGGUUGUACGUAAAAAUUCUGAUUGCCUGUGAAUUACAUUUUUUUCUUAUAAAGUCUUACCCUGUACCAUUCUGAAGGCACUUUCAUGAAAAAAAGUAUGAUUUUUCUAGUGACAGAAUGUGCCAAAGAGUAUCUUUGCCUCCCAGAACGUCACACAUUGGCUUUUCUCAGUUGCUUUAGGUUUUGCAGGUUUAUUAACUAGUUAAAGUACAACCCUUAUGUUGUUUCAAAUCCGCAUGACAUUCUUUCUUCUGUGGAAAUUCAAAAGAAAUUCAUGAAAGUGAAUAGUGACAGGCUAAAGCCCAAAAUAUACUUCGGUUUUGAGGCGGUUGGCGCAUGCACGCUACGACUGCUAUGAAACACUGGACCUUGAGUUAUACAAUUGCAGGUAUCUCCUGACCUCACACACACGCUCUUGACAUGCACAUCCAUUGCUAUUGUUUUUACCUUUGUCUCAUGUUGUUUAGUGGUGAUUACAUCUUCUAGCACUUCUUCUUGACAACAAUGGCUCAAAUGUGAGUGUUGCCACCUUGUGAACUCAGUAAUUAGUGCAAAUAAUUCCAUGCGCACGCGUUCAGUGCUCGAGCACUCUGCUGAUGACGAAAUUUGCAUCACGUGUCCUGUACGCGUUCUUAACAUCUCAUUUUGUGUUCUGCAGAAGUAAGUCGUGUGGGUUUGGAACAACACGAGGGUGUGUAAAUGAUGACCGAAUUUUUAUUUUUGUGUUAACUAUCCUUUUAAGGGGACGAUUCCAAGCAGUCUUUUCUGUUUUUCCGCGUGCAGUUCUGUUUUUGACAACGGUAACAGCUGCUGCUGCUUCUUUUUUGUUUUGUUUUUUUGCUUUAAAGCAGAGACAAUUAACUGAGGCUGUCCAGACAUUUUGUGGUGUUCUAUAUUGUAAUACUCAAACUAUAUGAGUAUAGUAUACUAUUUCAUGGUGCCUGAUUGGUCCCAGAAUUGACUAUGACGAUCUUUGCCACAAAUAUGACGACUGCCUCCCAAACAUACGACCACUUUUGGUAAAAGUUUCAUAUCUGCACAGGAAAGCAAUUACAAACUGGUCCAUAUGAUUAAAACUAUGGAUGUUUGUAGUUUUCCCAUCUUAACUCUGACUGUUGGCUUUUGUUAUUCCAGAAGGGAAUAUUAUUGAUAUAUCUAACAUAACAUAUGUAUAGAACAGAAAAAAAUAAUUAACUGUUUAAUUAACACUAAAAAUGUGAUAUUGAUCAUUGUGAAUUCAUUUCAAUUUUUAAUGCUGUGUAUUUUUUAAAACGAGAUGUGCGUAACUUUUCUCACAGUUAUAUACCAGUGGAAUAGAUAAGUGUAUUAUUUUUUAUUCAGUCAGUUUCUCUUAAACUACAUUGGUGCUCAUGUGAACGAAUGGAUAUGAAUGAAUUUGAGGAUUUGUUCCGAGGGUAGAUUGUCAAGUCCCCAUGCAAGGACUUUAAAUAAUGUGUCUUAAAUGCGACUGCUAUACGGUUGCAGGGAAAAAGUAUGUGAAGGCUUUCAAAAAAUGUAUUUUUAAGAUUUUCGCAAUUCAAUUUCUGAACAAAAUUUCCAUCAAAUUGAAUUGAGUAAUCUUAAAUAAAAUAACAUUAAAAAUGAAAUAUUUUUUACGUUUUAUUAAUUGAAUUUUGGCAAACGUUUCACAAUUCAAUUUGAUGGAAUUUUGUUAUGAAAUUGAAAAAUAGUCUUUUGGUCGUAAAAUCUGAUUUGAUCUUCAAUUUAGUCUCAACAAUAGACAAACAGUCUGGUUAAACAAAUAGCACACACACACAAUUAUACGUUUUUUCAGAAAUGGGUUUUUCUUUACUGUUAUGAGGGCAUAUUUUUCCUAAAUAGAAAAAAAUAAAAAAAUAAUCUGUUUUAUCCAUUUAUGGCUAAUACUUAUGUCUAAUUUUUUUUUUUUUUUUUUACAUAUGUUCUCAUCUGAUUUAUUAGAUUGAGAAUAUUAGCCUUAAAGUUAAAUCACAAUCAACUCAUUUUAUAUGAGAUAUUAACCUAUAGAUGACUAUAUUAGAUAGCUAUAGAUCUAUAUUAGAUGUUACAAAUAGAAAACAGAGGGAUCCAUUACGGAGCGUUUGUUGAAGAUCAGAUCAAAUUUUAAGGCUGAUUUAUGCUGAAAUCCAUGUAUUCACACGUAUAUGUUUCCCUGCAACUUUAUGUACAUUCUGAGUUUCACUGUUUUUGGUGUAUUUGGGGACAUUUGACUGUUUCCCAGUUGGCAUGUGCAUAACAGCUGAUAUAAGACCUCUUGGAGAUCAUUCUCAGCUGGUUUAGUCUACAGUCUGUACAAGUAUUUGUGUGUAUGAAAGAAGAAAACAUGGCUUUUUGUAGCUGAAAGAAAGAGAUAAUUCAGAGUUGAAUUGUGGAAGUAUUGACCAGAGUGCGAACAUGAAACAGAUUCAUGUGAAUCUGCUCUUGAAUGAAAAUCAUUAAAUGUGAUCUGAAACUUCA
Molecule: messenger RNA, 11595 nt
Organism: Myxocyprinus asiaticus (Chinese sucker)
Lineage: Eukaryota; Metazoa; Chordata; Actinopteri; Cypriniformes; Catostomidae
Product: protein Wiz-like
Exons: 16
Coding region: 206-6151 (1981 amino acids)
Biological process (GO): regulation of transcription by RNA polymerase II
Cellular component (GO): nucleus
Molecular function (GO): RNA polymerase II cis-regulatory region sequence-specific DNA binding; DNA-binding transcription factor activity, RNA polymerase II-specific
Source: RefSeq, a predicted model, not a curated record